CUGGUAUCCGGGGAUGGUGACACCAACCAGUCGGAAGACUGGAUGUUAUUCUAUUUAAGCUUCUGAAGUAGGCAGUAACACAAUUGCUGAACUGUGAAAUUAACCUACAUGUCAAAUUGAGGAACUGAAUCUGACAUGAGUACUGAACUGUAACAUGAACCUGCAUGUCAAACUGAGGGACUGAAGCUGUGCAUUGUGCGGUGACUGACAGACAGCACAAGGUAGCAACUGAUGCAGAACUUUCCACAUAUCACAGUUGAAACCAUAAAUAGAUGUGGCUGCCCUCACGCACAACUCUUGCAGCCAUGAAGUGGAGUCUGUGGUUAACUGCUACUAUAGCUCUUGUGCUGCAGCUGUCAAUAAGUGAAGGGCUAAAAUGUCAUACUGAUGAAGAUUCACAAAACCCAGAUGAAUUUCAAGAGGUUGCUGCCAUAUGUAUGAAGAAUACGUCAGGAUCUGAGCUUAACAGAAGUGACAGAGAAAAUAAAAGGAAUGGAAACAAUUAUCACAAAAAUAAUUUUGGAAACACCAAUGACAACUGGAGCAGUGGUGGUAUGGGGCAGACCUUCCCUGGUUAUAAUAGUGAAAAUGAAGGCUAUGGUUCGCAUGGCAUUGGUAGAUGCACUGCCAAUAAUGAUGGAUACAACAAUAACAGAAACAACAUGAAUCAAAAUAACAUGAAUGGCAUGAGGCAGAAGCCACGAAAUCGUAAUCGAAGAUCUGGCCAGCAGUCUGAAGCAGCAAAUGUUGAUUUGGAAGAUAUUGAACCUUGUGCAGUUCACUGUAUCUUCAGGCAGAUGGGAAUGCUGGGAGAUGAUGCUCUUCCAGAUAGAUCUGCUGUUGCAAAAGUCAUGCUUCGUGGUGUCAAAGAUACAGAAGUCAAGGACUUUGUUCAAGAAGCUGUAGAAGACUGCUUUGAUCAAGUUGAGUCUGAUCGAAAAGGGAGCAAAUGUGAUCUUUCAAAGAAUGUGGCAUUGUGUCUUCGGCAAAAAGGACGUGAGAACUGUGAAGAUUGGGGUGAGCAAGAAGACGACCAACAAAGCAACCAGAAUAAAAAUGGAAACAACAAUGGAAAUAACAGCAAUAACCAGUAUGGGAACAAGAAGUGGAAUUAAGUACUAAUACUUGCAUGUAUAAAAGAAAGAUGGCACAGAUCUUCAGUGUACAAGACCACAUGUUCAAACUUUUACUUUAAAAAUUAUGA
Schistocerca cancellata (South American locust) is the source of this 1204-nucleotide messenger RNA. It is a transcript of the gene Obp59a, whose product is annotated as odorant-binding protein 59a. The transcript has 8 exons. The record is from RefSeq and is a predicted model, not a curated record. Bases 273 to 1115 code for a protein of 280 amino acids. Lineage: Eukaryota; Metazoa; Arthropoda; Insecta; Orthoptera; Acrididae. Gene Ontology annotation, molecular function: odorant binding.